Molecule: messenger RNA, 2109 nt
Organism: Acanthosepion pharaonis
Lineage: Eukaryota; Metazoa; Mollusca; Cephalopoda; Sepiida; Sepiidae
Source: the annotation of a GenBank genome assembly
AUGUCUCUCUUUAGUGAUAUUUGUCAAUCAAUGGCAAACUUCGAAACAGUGUGUCUGUGGAUAUCUAUCUAUCUAUCUAUCUAUCUAUCUAUCUAUCUAUCUAUGUUCCUGUUCAUGGAAUCUGGUCUAUCUAUCAGAGGUUAUCUAUCUAUCUAUCUAUCUAUCUAUCUAUCUCACUAUCUAUCUCUUCCAGUUUUCUUUCUUCCGGUUUUUCCAUUCUUUACCUUUUCUUUCUUUCAUUCUGAAUCUGAUUCAAUCAUAUCUGUUCAUAUCUAUCUAUCUAUCUAUCUAUCUAUCUAUCUAUCUAUCUAUCUAUCUCAGUCAGUUUCUUUCUUUCUUUUUUCAUUCUUUAUUUCUUUCUUUCUAUCUGAAUCUAUUCAUAUCUAUCUCUCUGAAUCUAUCUAUCUAUCUAUCUAUCUAUCUAUCUAUCUAUCUAUCUAUCUAUCUAUCUAUCUAUCUAUCUAUCUAUUUCAGUCCGUUCAUAUCUAUUUCAGUCUGUUCAUAUCUAUCUAUCUAUCUAUCUAUCUAUCUAUCUAUCUAUCUAUCUAUCUAUCUAUCUAUCUCAGUCAGUUUCUUUUUUCUUUUUCAUUCUUUUUUUCUUUCUUUUAUCUGAAUCUAUUCUAUCUAUCUGAAUCUAUUCAUAUCUAUCUAUCUAUGAAUCUAUCUAUCUCCGUUCAUAUCUCUAGUCAAUCAUAUCUAUCUAUCUAUCUAUCUAUCUAUCUAUCUAUUUCAGUUUCUUCCUUUCUUUUUCAUUCUUUAUUUCUUUCUAUUGAAUCUAUUCUAUCUAUCUCUGAAUCUAUCUAUCUAUCUAUCUAUCUAUCUAUCUAUCUAUCUAUCUAUCUAUUUCAGUCCGUUCAUAUCUCUUUCAGUUUUUUCAUUCUUCUAUUUAUUUCUUUCUAUCUGAUCUAUCUAUUCAUCCGUUCAUAUCUAUUUCAGUCUGUUCAUAUCUAUCUAUCUAUCUAUCUAUCUAUCUAUCUAUCUAUCUAUCUCAGUCAGUUUCUUUCUUUCUUUUUUCAUUCUUUAUUUCUUUCUUUCUAUCUGAAUCUAUUCAUAUCUAUCUCUCUGAAUCUAUCUAUCUAUCUAUCUAUCUAUCUAUCUAUCUAUCUAUCUAUCUAUCUAUUUCAGUCUGUUCAUAUCUAUCUAUCUAUCUAUCUAUCUAUCUAUCUAUCUAUCUAUCUAUCUAUCUAUCUAUCUCAGUCAGUUUCUUUCUUUCUUUUUUCAUUCUUUAUUUCUUUCUUUCUAUCUGAAUCUAUUCAUAUCUAUCUCUCUGAAUCUAUCUAUCUAUCUAUCUAUCUAUCUAUCUAUCUAUCUAUCUAUCUAUCUAUCUAUUUCAGUCCGUUCAUAUCUAUUUCAGUCUGUUCAUAUCUAUCUAUCUAUCUAUCUAUCUAUCUAUCUAUCUAUCUCAGUCAUCUGUUCAUUUCAUUUCUAUUUUUUUCAUUCUAUCUAUCUUAUUUCUUUUUCAUUCUUUAUUUCUUUUCUUUCUAUCUGAAUCUAUUCAUAUCUAUCUCUCUGAAUCUAUCUAUCUAUCUAUCUAUCUAUCUAUCUAUCUAUCUAUCUAUCUAUCUAUCUAUCUAUUUCAGUCCGUUCAUAUCUAUUUCAGUCUGUUCAUAUCUAUCUAUCUAUCUAUCUAUCUAUCUAUCUAUCUAUCUAUCUAUCUAUCUAUCUCAGUCAGUUUCUUUCUUUCUUUUUUCAUUCUUUAUUUCUUUCUUUCUAUCUGAAUCUAUUCAUAUCUAUCUCUAUGAAUCUAUCUAUCUAUCUAUCUAUCUAUCUAUCUAUCUAUCUAUCUAUCUAUCUAUCUAUCUCUAUCUAUCUAUCUAUUUCAGUCCGUUCAUAUCUAUUUCAGUCUGUUCAUAUCUAUCUAUCUAUCUAUCUAUCUAUCUCAUCUAUUUCUUUCUUUCUUUUUCAUUCUUUAUUUCUUUCUUUCUAUUUGAUUCUUUAUUUCUUUCUCUGAAUCUAUUCAUAUCUAUCUCUAUGAAUCUAUCUAUCUAUCUAUCUAUCUAUUUCAGUCUGUUCAUAUCUAUCUAUCUAUCUAUCUAUCUAUCUAUCUAUCUAUCUAUCUAUCUCAGUUCUUUUCUUUUCUUUUUCAUUCUUUAUUUCUUUUCUAUCUGA